UGCCAUUAAUUUUAUAGGUGCAGGAAAUUACUUUCGUGCCAUAAGGGUACCGCUGGGGACUGUGUUUGCCUGCUGUGUGGGCAAUGAACCUUCUCUGGAGAAUGUGAUGGCUUCAGGCGACAUAGCGAAAGGGCUGAUUGCAAGCCUGAAAUUGACACGGGACACUUGAAGGAUAACUGUCAAAGAGAAAAUGGAGGUUUCAGUAUUGGAAACGGCACUUGGUAGUGACAUUUUGUGGAUAACCACAAGGAUCUCUGAACACUGGGAUACAGCAAACUUAGUUUUAUUUGAAGAUAACUAGAGGAAAAUUAGCAGAGAUCUAUUUGAUGAAAUGCUGCUUCACCAGACAGGAUGCAAUACAAGAAGGAUUAAUCCUUUGGAUACCAAAAAUGAUAGCGGUACCAUGGAUGAGCAGGUUGCUGCUCAUCAGCUCAGUGCUGUUGAAUGACAGCUUAUGCUUUGCUCGCUGUCCGGUUGUGAAAUAGACAUGCUAACAAAGAGGAUUGCUGGAAACAGGAUUUUGGUAAUUGCAGCAAUCAGGGAGACUGCAACAGGAGUUACUAGGUGAAUAGAAACUUGACUGAUAAUGAUUAUUUGUCUCUUAGUUUUCUGUCUGUGGGGCUUCUCACUUGCAAUGUAAGCCUCUGCAGAUCUCCCCAGCUGCCUGGAGGAGAGGAGGAGGUGGCUGCUCAUCUCAGCUACUGAGAAAGUCGUCAGAAGGUUUGAUGGGCAAGGGUAAGGGAAGGGCUGUUUCCAGAGCCAGGCUGGAAAAGUUAUCUUCCCGUCAGAGCUGUGCUUGGUCACCCAGCCUUACCGUGUCCUCGUGUGCGUCAGUAUGAGGUCAUGCACGUGGAGGUAUUCUUGAGAGAUUUUCCUGGUUAUUGUUAAAUGGCAGUAUCAAACGCCGUUUUCAGCCAUUCGUUAAUUGCGGUAACAGUCAUCCGAUCUGUACCGAGUUGGGUUAGCACCGGCUCUGAAGGGAAUGUUACCUUCAGCUGGAGCAGGAGGCGGCGUUGUUGCUCUGGUUGUUUCGGAAGGAGGAACCUUUCCCUGGGGCCACACUGCUCUCCCUCUGCAUUUCUGGGCAGGCGUAAGGCCAUGGGCACCUGGGGGAUGGCAGCGCCGUCCCUGCAGAGCUACUGGGUGCCCUUGGAAGUUUUCCAUAAAGCCUGACUAGUUUAUGUGCCUUCUGUACCUCAUAACCUUGGAUUUAUGUAUAUAAAGGGGUAUGUGUGUGUGUAUGUCCAUUGCGUGUUUAUAUGACAUACGCAUAUGUACAUACACAUGCACACUACUUCUAUGCAUGCAAACAGAAAGAUUUUAAUUUCCCGUGUUACCUGUGUAGCAAAUGUAUAUAAGGAAUGAAUUUAAAUAAUUAAUCAAGGCUAGAAACAGCGUUUUUGGUGCUCACGGUAGAUGUCAACUUAAAUCCAGCACUGCUUGUCACCACUGUGCAUUUAGAUGCAUCUGAAAUAAUAUUCUAAUGCAGCAAGAAAUGGAAGUACUGUGUGCAUUUGCUAAAAAUGUGGCAGCUAAUGAAUGCUUCAAGCUAGCUAUUGGGUAAAUCCAAAGUUCACUUAACAGAAAGAUCAUUGUGUGAUCCCUGUUGCUGGUUUUUGUUUUAUUUUGUUUUGUUUUUUUCAUAUGAAACUUCCUGUUCUUUGCUGACUUGUAACGGUUUUCUAAAAGGACAGAAAUGAAGCUUGCAGGCUUUCUCCACAUUUCUUGCUGGUCUGUGGGGCACAAGACUCAUGGAAGAAAGCAACACCAGCAGAGAGCGAUACCUGAAAAGUGUUUUACGGGAGUUGGUUACAUACAUGAUUUUCCUCGUGGUCUUGUGUGUCCUGACUUACGGGACAGUGAGUUCCAGUAUGUAUUACUACACCAGGGUUAUGUCACAGCUCUUCCUGGAAACACCUGUCUCGAAAAUGGAGAAAACUGACUUCAAAACGUUGUCCACAAUGGACGACUUCUGGAAGUUCACAGAAGGCCCUCUGCUGGAUGGUCUUUACUGGGAUAUGUGGUACAACAACAAAACCAUGGCAGAAAACAAAAGCUUCAUCUAUUACGAGAACCUGCUUCUAGGGGUGCCUCGCAUUCGGCAGCUGAAAGUGAGAAAUGGUUCGUGCUCAAUACCCGAGGAUCUAAAGGAUGAAAUCAAAGACUGCUACGAUGUCUAUUCUGUAGCUAAUGAAGAUACUGCACCUUUUGGGCUUCGAAAUGGGACAGCUUGGACAUACACCAACGAGAAGGAUUUGAAUGGGAGCAGCCACUGGGGCUUGCUCGCCAUGUACAGUGGGGCUGGUUAUUACCAAGACCUCUCGAGGAGCAGGGAAGUGACAGCUGUGCAGAUUGCCAGCCUUAAGAAGAACCUGUGGCUGGACAGAGGGACGAGAGCAGCUUUCAUUGAUUUCUCUGUAUACAAUGCGAACAUCAACCUGUUCUGCGUUGUAAGGCUGUUAGUGGAGUUUCCGGCAACUGGAGGCCUUCUUACGUCUUGGCAGUUUCAGCCAGUGAAGCUGAUUCACUACAUCUCCACUUUUGAUUUUUUCCUGGCAGCCUGUGAAAUGGCGUUUUGUCUCUUUGUUCUCUACUAUAUGGUGGAAGAGAUAUUAGAAAUUCACAUUCAUAGAUUGCACUACUUCAGAAGUCUUUGGAAUUGCCUUGAUAUUCUUAUCAUCGUGCUCUCUGUGGCAGCUAUAGGAAUUAGCAUCUACAGGACUUCAACUGUUGAUAUGCUCCUGAAGAAGCUGCUGGAAGAUCAGAACUCAUUCCCCAACUUUGAACCCUUGGCCUAUUGGCAAAUGCAAUUCAACAACAUUGCCGCAGUCACUGUGUUUUUUGUCUGGAUUAAGCUUUUCAAAUUUGUGAACUUCAACAGAACGAUGAGUCAGCUAUCCACUACCAUGUCUCGCUGUGUCAAAGAUGUCGUUGGCUUCGCUAUUAUGUUUUUUAUUAUUUUCUUAGCAUAUGCUCAGUUGGCCUAUCUUGUCUUUGGUACUCAGAUCGAUGAUUUCAGCACUUUCCAGGACUGUAUAUUUACUCAGUUCCGCAUCAUUUUGGGAGACUUCAACUUCACAGAGGUUGAAGAAGCUAAUCGAAUUUUGGGACCAAUUUAUUUCACUACAUUUGUGUUCUUUAUGUUCUUCAUUCUUUUGAACAUGUUUUUGGCCAUUAUCAAUGAUACGUAUUCUGAAGUCAAAUCGGAUAUGGCACAACAGAAGGCAGAAAUGGAACUGUCUGACCUUAUCAGAAAGGGCUACAACAAAGCCAUGGUCAAACUUAAACUGAAGAAAACUACUGUUGAUGACAUUUCAGAAAGCCUAAGACAAGGCGGGGGGAAACUAAAUUUUGAUGAACUCCGGCAAGAUCUAAAAGGGAAGGGCCACACUGAUGCAGAGAUUGAAGCAAUAUUUACCAAAUAUGAUCAGGAUGGGGACCAGGAGUUGACAGAGCAUGAACACCAGCAGAUGAGAGAUGACCUGGAGAAAGAGAGGGAGGAUCUGGACCUGGACAGGAGCUCUCUGCCACGUCCUCUAAGCAGCCGCAGCUUCCCCCGGAGCUUGGAUGACUCUGAGGAGGACGAGGAUGAAGACAGUGGGCACAGCUCCAGGAGGAGGGGCAGCAGCUCUAGUGGGGUUUCCUACGAAGAGUUCCAAGUACUCAUGAGGCGGGUUGAUCGCAUGGAGCAUUCAAUCGGCAGUAUCGUCUCCAAGAUCGAUGCGGUUAUAGUGAAGCUUGAAGCGAUGGAGAGAGCCAAACUGAAAAGAAGAGAUGUGCUGGGAAGACUGUUGGACGGAGUGACAGAGGAUGAAAGACUGGGUCGUGACAAUGAAAUCCACAGGGAGCAAAUGGAGCGGCUUGUGCGAGAGGAGUUGGAGCGGUGGGAAUCAGAUGAUACGGCAUCCCAAAUGAGCCAUCGUUUGGGAACACCGCUUGGACUGAACGGCCAGCCUCGUUCGAGGAACUCGCGGCCAUCUUCCUCGCAGUCGGAUGACCACUGAAGGAAAGCUCCAGUGGUGUGUAAGAAGAAACGCUCUCUUCAUAAGGCACUUUCACACCUACAUAAGCCACACGUCAGGCUAAAGUCACCAACAGCCAGCCUGCUAGCCUUGGAAACGAAAAUGCAAGAGGAAAUCUACCUGAACAGAAUUCUGAUACAUGUAUUAUGGAGAACAGCUUCACGAGGACAGCAAGCUUUAGACAAAAUGUGCUCUAGCUAAACCAUUCAAAUGAAGAGCUGUGGGUUUUCUGCUUUCUAUUGGAAAAACAGAUUUUUUUUAAGUUUUUCAAAACAUUUUAUAAAGAAAACUGCACUAAUUUAUUGUCUCAUUCAUUUUAACUAACACUUUUCAAAGAGACAAAUCAACAUCUUUUUAUUUUAACUCUGAGUUUUUGUUUAUUUUUCCGGAGUUGUUCUUGGUGUACUAACGUUUUACUUUAAAAUGGCCAUUUUUUCCUAUUAUUGAGAGAUACUACAUGUCUUUAAACAGAAGAAAGUGCACUGAGUUUGUACACCUGUUAAUCAGAUCAUCUGUAAUAGAAACCAUAUAUGUUAUGCCUCCUUCCAUUUCAUUAGCAUUUUAAAAGUAAUGUUUGAGAAUUGCCUUCUUACACCCAGUUAAUGUAAUCGUCUUCAGCUCUGUUGUACAGUGCCCAUUUUUAGUGCCAUGUUUUGAGGAUCUACGUGUUCUUGGGAACACUUCUUGUUUACCUCACUUCUUUAGGUAAACACAAUAACUUGGCAGAAAACAUAUUAUUUAAAGUCACACACGAUUGAAAAAUGCUAACUCUUCCUUGAAUGGGAAGGGAGCCCAGUGGUAGGGGAAACCCAAUCAUGUGCUCUGCAAAGUUCUGUGAAGCACAUCUCACCUAUUUAGCCUGUAUUUACGUUUAACAGAUCUGCUUGUAAAAUUAUUAGAUACGCUUUUACGUACUCUCUUCUCCAGGGAUUCAACGUGAUUCCUUUGGAAAGGUGUUUUUAGUGUAGCCACUGAUUUUUAGUAUUUAAUUUUCUGUGCUUUCCAUGUCACAGACACUUUAUUUUUGAAAGGAGGUACGCCACAAAUUAUGUUGUUUUCCUCUAGAAGGCACUGAAGCACAGUGUGCGUGGUUUUGCCUAGCAGCCUGUUUCAGUCUAUGGCUUGUUGCUGUAGGAGAGAGGCUGUCAGUUGUGUUUUUAUCCUGCAGAUGGCAGUUGUCUUGUAUUUAAACUCAUACAGUUGGCUUAAAGGAAAACAGAAAGCUAGAUAAUCAAACAUAUCUUACCUAUUUGUAGGAGAUAUAGAGGAAAAAUGCCUAUUUAACGAGGUAAAAAUAGCAUAUUUAUGUUAUAUUGGUGUAUUUUUGUUUCAAACUGAAGUUGUUGCCAGAGGCUAGUACUACUUCUUGCAGUGGUGCUAUGUGGGCAAAGCUACCUUUUGCAUAUGCUCUUAUCACGGCGUUGCCUGGCCAUACCCAGAAUGUACUCCCUCUAAUCAGAGAACAUGCAAAAACUAAAUAAGACUUUAUGCCUUUUCCUGUUUUUAAGUUUACGAGAAACCCUAUGCACAGAAACUUACUUAAUAAAAGGUGGAGCAGGAGGAAGCUCAGUGCAGAGACUGGAAUUUCUUGGUAGCUGUGUCUCAAGAAUGGAACAAAGUGGGAAAACAGAUUGUGAGUCUUGUGAAGGGCUUUUUGUUUCUUUCGGUUUUUUUUGUCCUGCACUAGGAAAAAAUUGGUGCUCUCUCACAAGAGAGACCUGGCAAUAUGGUUUGAAAUAGCUGGCCCGUAAAAAAUGUGUAUUUGAAAAUGUACAUUCAAUCAUGCAGCUCCUUUUUAUUUGUAGCAUAUGUUUAUUAUGAAAAUGAAAAUAUGUGCAUUCAUAGGUGUAUUUGUUGAGGUAUAUUUCUGUAACGUGUCGUUACUUAAUAACAAACUUCAUCUUGAAGUGCAUUAAGUUUUCAUGGGGUACCCGUGUGUGUUGACAAUAGGCCUUGCAGUAAGUGCAUGGGCACUUGACAAAUGUUUUGAACAUUUUUAUUAUUUCAUUUUUAGAUUCUAAUAUCAUUUGUCAGUUAGUAAUAAGGUAAGGUUUGCAUAGGACAUAAAUGUACAGUGUUUGGUCUUAUGAGGAAACUAUUAAUUAUGCAAGCCUUCUACAAUGAUCAAGAAUGUAUUGAUCUGUAAAACUGAGCACUUUACUUCCUAAUAAACUUCUUAUAUAAUCUGUAAAGCCAA
Oxyura jamaicensis (ruddy duck) is the source of this 6219-nucleotide messenger RNA. It is a transcript of the gene PKD2, whose product is annotated as polycystin 2, transient receptor potential cation channel. Gene Ontology annotation, biological process: potassium ion transmembrane transport; release of sequestered calcium ion into cytosol; detection of mechanical stimulus. The record is from RefSeq and is a predicted model, not a curated record. The transcript has 16 exons. Lineage: Eukaryota; Metazoa; Chordata; Aves; Anseriformes; Anatidae. Gene Ontology annotation, molecular function: muscle alpha-actinin binding; voltage-gated sodium channel activity; potassium channel activity. Gene Ontology annotation, cellular component: membrane. Bases 1752 to 4004 code for a protein of 750 amino acids.